AUGACUUAUCGAUCGAGAGGGCGAUCCAUGGUGGAAGUGGUGUUGGCCGUUUGCUUUGUUGUAUUCCUAGUUGGCUUCAUCACAGUUCUUUGUAUUGGGAAUUACUUCCGAGCGAAACGAGCACAAGAAAGGCAACGACAGCGGCGACUGUCGAAAUUGGCAGGGGCCAGUGGUAACAAUUCCGUGGCGCCAGGUUCUGUAGCGACUGGAAUGUACACAAAUGAUGGGGGGAUGUCGUAUGAGGCGCCUCCGCAUGUCAUGGCCGGCGGUGUUCAAGCGUAA
This is a messenger RNA of Cylindrotheca closterium, 282 nucleotides long. NCBI's taxonomy places the organism in Eukaryota, Bacillariophyta, Bacillariophyceae, Bacillariales, Bacillariaceae. The record is from the annotation of a GenBank genome assembly.